Messenger RNA from Orbicella faveolata, 4579 nucleotides. RefSeq lists its product as uncharacterized. NCBI's taxonomy places the organism in Eukaryota, Metazoa, Cnidaria, Anthozoa, Scleractinia, Merulinidae. Gene Ontology annotation, molecular function: protein binding; ubiquitin protein ligase activity. Gene Ontology annotation, biological process: protein polyubiquitination; proteasome-mediated ubiquitin-dependent protein catabolic process. The record is from RefSeq and is a predicted model, not a curated record.
UUUUAAAGAGGCUUGCCAUGAACCAACAUCAUGACAAUGUUAUUGUUGUUGUUGUUGUUGUUUUGUCUUUUUGUACUAGAAGACUUGGGACAGGGUACUGGCAAUUUAGGGUGAAGGGAGAUUAAACAAGUUUUAAAUGCGAGCAACAGGCGCUAGGAGAUGAUUCUCUAUGAGAUCAGGGAAUUGAAUCGAUCGUGAGAAUAAUUAACGCUGGAAGUCACGAGCGUAGACCUGUUUCAUUACUUUACAACUUAUUUCUUGCAUCAAGACUCAAGCUAGGGGAAAAGUGAAAAUUUAAGAACUAUGAGUCCACUGCUUGAGUGAAUACUGUCGCAACUUUUCAACUCCCUCAGACAAAUUUGAAAUCCCACAUUUGUUUCGUAUCCUCUGUCCAGCAGUGCGAGCAGUGGAGUCAAGUACACCAUCACAUGGACGUUCGUUCAAACCCUAAAUUGAUAUAUUGUGUAAUUUCUGAUGACCGAGGGACGAUUAGUCAGAAAUGAUUAUUCUGACGGCAGCAUGGAGAGGCUCGCGGGGCGUCAUGGAAUGUUUAGGGACAAUUUGGACAUUUGGCGGGAGAUUGGGUCAUUCUUUGUUAAUAGUCGGUCUUCGUGUUCGUCCACCAUUUUUAUUAAGCUUUUGUUGUAACAGCUUGUAUGUAAAAUAUGUCCUACUUUAUUGCAAUGAUUUUGUACCCUUUCCUCGGGGUUUCGUGCUGCUGCAUUAGACGAGGAACACGUUCCAGAUAUUUUGUUAACACAUCAAAAGGGUGUUUUUUAGUGGUUUUCCAAAUCUGGCGUAGCACAAGUUCUAAUUGUUAGAACCAAAGAGUUGUAAUUUGCCAGGAUACAGAUUAUGUUGUAAGACGGAAUAUAGAUGAGAUGACUGACUGAUGCAUCUUCAACUGAAACUAUUCACACUGCAUGUCUUUUGUUAGUGUAGUCUGAAUAGUAGAUUGUUGCAUGGAGUAUAAAUAAUUAAAAAGACGAAAGGCGUGGCUUGGGAUUCGUGGCGUUACGCAAAACGAAACUGCUAGUUGUGGCUUGUAGUUUCGGACAAUUUUCGGAGAAUAACUUUGAGUGGAAAAAGGUGCACCGCAUUGCUUAUACCUUCCUGUCUCGACCAGUCAACCGCUACGUAUUCCUUUCCAGUCGUCCAAAGCGGAAUUUUCGUGAUCCCCUCUUUCCCUCGACUAGGCAUACCAUCAUAAGCUAAUCAUUGCAUAGUCAUUUUCCUUUUAGGGCGAAUAGAACCGGAAGUUGCAACAAACCAUUCAAAACCGGAAGCGUUAACUCACUCGACCCAGCCUACUACAGCUUCGUUGGUCGGGUCGUGUUUCAUGUCAAACUCCUGGAUACUCAGCUCACAAAAACAUUGCAAGCCGGACCCAAAAAUUCCGGCCAAACUCCUAUCAUGUACGCUCUUUCUUUCCUUUUUUGUUCUUGCUCUCAAAACUUAUGAACGAUAACAGGACAAAUGAUUAGCUGCUGACAAGUGUUCACUAAAUUGCAGGCUCGCUGAGGCAAUGCAAUCUUACGGGGAAGGGGGAAAAAAAAAACUUUUUUUUCCCAGCUAUUCUAAAUCACCAUGGAGGUUUUUUUUCUGUUGUUGUUUUCUUUUGACGGUAUACCUACCAAUAUUGUAGCCUCUGUAGUACGAACCAACGUACUAAACAGGGCAAUCAAUUCUAGCGAAAAUCCGUCAUAUUAUUGAUCCGCUUCUAGUGAUAUUGCUCAUCUGCUCAAAGUGUGUUUGCUACAAAGGAAAGAAUGCUUUUGUUUAUACACACUAAAGAAUGUCUAUAAACUGCCUGAAAGUAAAAUAAUUGACGCGGUACUUUAUAUGAGCCAGUGUAAGCCAUAUAUCACUGAAUACUACAUAAUUCAACAGUGACUUACAAGUGAACUGAACCUUAUGCCAUACGUGCUUUUCGCUGAGACUGUAUAUAAACGUGUUAGUAAGAACACCAUUGUAAGUGUUUCAUACCAUAAAUGCUAUCAGCAAUUGUUUGAUGUUCAAAACAGCUUUUGCCUUGAAGGCAUUUAAAACGUGCUUUGUCAGGCACUCCUCCAUAGCCGCUUGUCUAACAAUUUGGGCGUGCUUUAGCUAUUUUGCAUCUAUAUAUUUUUUCCUUCUUCCUCCAGCUACUCAAUAAAUCACCUCAGGUUGCCGAGUAGAACGUUCGCAAGCCUGAAGUGGUGGACGUGAUAUCGAUGGCGGAGUUCAUCUUUAAAGGUAGCCUGCUUUUUCUUGGUGAAUUCCGAAAUAAGGUAGCAGAGAUGCUGAGUAGAGGCGAUGUUGUGGCUCACGAUCUCCGCAACUUCAUACUGGAUGACAUCAAAGAUAUUAAAUCGAAGAUAGAUUCAAUGGCAAGAACAGAUCUCCUAGCAUGUAUCAAUAUCUUUGCGGAAGAAUUCGCAAAUAUGUUGCAGUUGUUCCGCAGGAAAAGAAAGGAGGAUAAGAAUUACUCACCUGAAAGGGCUUUGUCUAAAGCAAUGACGCGUCUCGACGCCGCAAAUUUAAAAGCAACAAACGCAUUCAGUAACAAAGCUCUGGACAUUUCGGAUCGCAUCUUGGCGGCAAAAUACCGCAUUCGGACAACACUUCUAAUGACGUUAGACAAACCCGCAAACGCUUUCACGUCGUGCAUAACAAUCCUUAAACAGCUAAAUGACGAUCUUACGAUCCAGAAGACGUUUGGAACUCAACUUUCAGGGGGGAUUAAAGUUUGGUCGGGUUUUGGAUCGAGCAGUCGACGUGCAGAAAUUAUUUCCUCCGUUUGCGAAGUUAACCGUUUGGUAUAUGAUAUCAUGCAAUUGGUGGUAUGUGACGAAGCCAGCCAAUUUUACAGCUUGCCUGCUGUUCACAUUGGAAUAGAAGUGAUUGAUCCUCUGCGCGAUCUGAAGGUGGCGGAAGUUCUGAGUAAGAGAGGCAUGAUGAAUGUUUCUGUCCUGUGGUCAUUUGGCCAAAAGAGUGACGGAAAACUAAAGUUUCCGCAGAGUAUUGCAACAAAUUCGCUAGGAGACUUCAUCGUAGCGGACAGUGGAGAUCGUACGAUAAAGGUGUUUGACAGAAAAGGACAUUUCCUGAAAUCUUUCCGCUGUCUAAGUGAUGACGUGGAACACGAAACCUUAGAUCUUGAUACCGACGGGGCUGACAACGUGUAUUUGCUUGUCGUAAAGAAUGAUAUGUACGAAGUUCAUGUGUUUGACAAGCACGACAACUGGAUAUGGAACUUCCCGCUGAAAAAGACGUCUAAAGGGCGUGCGCUUGCAGUGGACAGGGGAACCGGGCACGUGUUGGUAUUGGAAGGCGAAAAAGGGGCAAAGUGCAACGCCGUGGUGGAGGUCUACGAACGAUCCAAGGACGAUGGACAUCUUGUUCGCAGCUUUGGCGAGAGAUACUUGAGUGAUGCUGUAGAUAUCGCUGUUGCUAGAGAUGGUCGCAUUUAUGUCUUGGAUAGUUCCUUCAGUGGAGACCGAAAGUCGAUAAGCUCGUUCAAUGGGAAGGGAGAGCGUCUUAGCGUGUUCGAAGUUGUUCCUAAUGCGGUUGCUGUGUCAUUUCACCACGGUGAUUCGAGUGUGGUUGUCGCUUCACUUCCGUUUCAUGUAGAUUCAGUAAAGCGUCGAGCUAAGAUCUCGCUUUACUCAGUCUCGGGCAAUCAUUGGCGCACGAUCGACCUCGACGCAAGUGGUGUCACCUUAGUGGAAAGCAUUGCAGUCACCGAGAACGGAUGCAUUGUUGUAGCACUAAUAGAAGACUUCUCUGGUGUACUUCAAAACAAGGUUAUAGUUUUGUAAAGGACUAAAAUUCCAGUGUGAUUAGUAGCGUUUUAUAAAUUAUGUAUUUCAUUGCUUCAAUGCCUCAGCUGUCAAGACGCCGUGACUUUAUUUAAGGUAUUCAGUGGAACAACAAAACGUGCUAUCAAGCGUAGUGUAGGGCGUUCAAUAACUCGAAUUGACUUAAGAUGCAACAAAAACAGAACUUUACUUUGAAACUUCCUAUUUAUGCACAGAACGUUGCAUUUUUGUCCACCAUCCACUGACUUGUAGUUUUGUAACUGGUUAUAUUUACAAAAUCGUUUUGCGUAGCAUUUCAUUUCUUUGUAUCAGGGUUCGCCGGUGUAAAUCUCUUAUCCUGUGUCGAGUGACUCAAGCAACAUUUUAAGUGAGUUUUUAGGGGUAUGUUAGAAAGAAAAAAAGAGUGCAAUAUAUCUGACAGUAUCAACCGAACAUUAGAUCGUGUGUAUUUACAUAGUUAGAUGCAGAGAUGACAUAGAGUUUGAAAAAUAGAAAAUCGAAAUAGUGUUUGCACGAUUUUCAAGCCUUCAUUGCAUCAUGCAUUCAAGUGUGAAUCAGUCACACAUUGUACAGCUUUGUAACUGGUUAUUAUUACAUCAUUGCAUCAUGCAUUGAAGCGUGAGUCAGUCACAUAUUGUACAGUGUUGUAACUGGUUAUUAUUACACCAUUGUUAAGUGUUGCAUGUCAGUUCUUUGUAUUAAAAACAAGGUUCGGCGUUUUAAGUCCUAUAUCGUGUGUCGAGUGACUGAUGUAGCAGUUUUGUUGUUUCUUUGCAUUU